Molecule: messenger RNA, 838 nt
Organism: Cucumis melo (muskmelon)
Lineage: Eukaryota; Viridiplantae; Streptophyta; Magnoliopsida; Cucurbitales; Cucurbitaceae
Product: 1,4-dihydroxy-2-naphthoyl-CoA thioesterase 1-like
Exons: 3
Coding region: 35-565 (176 amino acids)
Biological process (GO): phylloquinone biosynthetic process
Cellular component (GO): peroxisome
Molecular function (GO): 1,4-dihydroxy-2-naphthoyl-CoA thioesterase activity
Source: RefSeq, a predicted model, not a curated record
UUAGUCAAUUCCCAGAAUUAAUUAACCUUUAUUAAUGAGCCUUAAAAUAGAGGUGUAUUUGUCCUUCUCCCACAAAAUUCCUAAUCUCUUUCUCAAAAUGUCUUCAACAGAUAAUCCUAAUCCUCCGCUACUUCUCGACGCUCCCCUUCAAUCCUUUGGAUUCGAGAUCCACCAAGUCUCUCCUCACAAAGUCGCCGGCCGUCUCCUCGUUUCUUCCAUCUGCUGCCAGCCGUUCAAAGUGCUGCACGGCGGCGUAUCCGCCUUGAUUGCCGAGUCUCUUGCAAGUAUGGGUGCUCACAAGGCGUCUGGAUACCAGAGAGUCGCCGGAAUUCAUCUCAGUAUUAAUCAUUUGAAGAGCGCCGCCCUCGGCGAGCUUGUUAUCGCCGAAGCCGUUCCGGUCACCGUCGGUAGAACCAUUCAGGUAUGGGAUGUACAAUUAUGGAAGGAUUUGAAAGAACAAAAAGUAGUUGUAUCCACCGCAAGAGUAACUCUUCUUUGCAAUAUGCCUGUUCCUAAACAUGUUCAAAAUGCUGCUGAUGCCCUCAAGAAAUUUUCAAAACUGUAAUGACUUCUAAAGGUCUUUUUUCUUUUUCUUCUUUUUUCUUUUUAAUUUUACUAAGUUUUAAGUUCGAUGAAAUAUAUAUUUGAUAUGGUGAUUAAUGUGUUGUACAUACAUGAUGCUAUAGUCAAUUAGAUGGACCCAAAAUUAGAUAGAUAUUAAUUCCCACUUUCCUUUACUUCUAUCGGUGUUUCUAGAGAUCUACAGGUGACAUAUAUAUGAUUUAUAAUUUGUAAGGAUUGUUUUUCUAUGCAAAAAUAAAAAUGAAAUUUUUUAUAA